Molecule: messenger RNA, 1575 nt
Organism: Dothidotthia symphoricarpi CBS 119687
Lineage: Eukaryota; Fungi; Ascomycota; Dothideomycetes; Pleosporales; Dothidotthiaceae
Product: MFS general substrate transporter
Exons: 5
Coding region: 1-1575 (524 amino acids)
Biological process (GO): transmembrane transport
Cellular component (GO): membrane
Molecular function (GO): transmembrane transporter activity
Source: RefSeq, a predicted model, not a curated record
AUGGCGACGGCCACACAACCCAGAGACGAGACUUCCGGCGUUGAAGCCAGAGCUGGGGAGUUCGAUACUACUUACAUAGCGCCUGCGGAUGCUCCGAAGCGCUCGCCGUGGAAAGCAUGGAUGUACCUUUGGGAAUGGUAUCCAAAACACUAUUCGGUUGAAGAGCGGAAGCUAUUGAAAAAGAUGGAUGCGUGUUUACUCAGCUUUUGCUCAUUCAUGUUCUUCCUCAAAUGGCUCGAUUCAUCCAACAUCAACAAUGCCUAUGUUUCCGGGAUGAAAGAAGAACUCAAGCUCAACGGCAACCAGUACUCACUCUUUGGAACCUUUUACAACUUGGGAUAUCUCGUUUUCCAGAUUCCCUCCCUUCUUCUGCUCUCUCGACCGAAGAUUGCCAAAUACUACUUGCCAACGAUGGAGGUCUUGUGGUCGAUCGUUACCUUUACUCAGUCGCAAAUGCGAAACGAGCGCGACAUCUAUGGCACUAGGUUUCUGCUUGGUAUACUGGAGACCCCGGUUGCGUCCGGUACUACGUAUGUGCUGGGCUCGUGGUACAGGCCUGAGGAGGUGUUUAAGCGCACCGGUGUGUGGUACAUAUCGAACAACAUUGCGGUCAUGUUUGGUGGUUAUCUUCAGUCUGCUGCAUACAAAAAUCUCAAUGGUGUUGGAGGAAUGGCUGGCUGGCGUUGGCUGUUUCUGAUCGAUGGAGUCAUCAGUCUCCCCAUCGCUUUUGCUGGAUUCUUCAUCUUCCCCGGUCUACCAAGCAGCGCGAAGCCUUGGUGGUUGACACCUGCGCAGCACCAGCUCGCAAAGCAACGAAUGCUGCACGCCGGCAUCGCCCCGAGUCAAAAGCUCAGUUGGAGCAUAGUCAAGCGCACGCUUCGACGAUGGGAGUUCUACACGGGCGUUCUGGCUUAUACUUUUUUCCUCUCGUCUUCUUACCCCCACGGCCAAAUGGCUAUCUGGCUCAAGGAUCUGGCAGCGAAGCACCCCGGCGCCUACACCAUUCCGCAAAUCAACAACAUUCCGACUGGUGCACAAGCUGUGUCUGUCGUGACCGCUCUACUGGCCACUUCACUGUGCAUGAUCUACCCGCUAUGGUCGAUCUUCUCAAUCGUCCAAACCAUCUACUUGUUCGCCAACGUUUGUCUACUCAUAUGGGUCAUUCCCAAAGGUCUUCACUUCGCAUGCUAUUACCUCCUCGGAGUGUCUGCCGCCAUCACACCCAUCCUCAUGCCCUUCAUCAACAUGGCCAUGCGUGACGACUCCGAAGCACGCGCCAUUACCGUCGGAGCGAUGCUCACUGCUGGCUGGGCUGUCUUCUCGUUCUAUCCCAUCACCGUGUUUCCUAUUGUUGAAGGCCCGCGCUGGACCAAAGGGUAUUCUGUCAAUAUCGCGUUUAUAUUCGGGUGCUGGGCUACCUUUUUAGUUUCGCAAUACAUGUAUUUGAAGAGUGAAAGGAGGAAGCAGGGGCAGAUGAUUGGGGCUGUUGCGAAGGAUGAGGAGGAUGGUGCGGGGUCGGAUAUCGAUCGUAAGCAUGCGAGUGAAGUUAGAGAGAUUGUGGAGGAGAGGACGUAG